CUUACUCCAGCUACUGCCUGGGUAUUUAUACUCAACCUGUCUCAUUCACUGACAACCUCCACUUCCAAUCGACCGGCACCACAAGACAAGAUGGCGUCCAGCGGCCAGCAAUACUACGAGCUUUACCGCCGUAGCAGCAUCGGUGCCACUCUCACAGACACCCUCGAUGACCUCAUCACGGACACCCGCAUCGACCCGCAGCUGGCGAUGAAGAUUCUGGCCAACUUCGAUCGCGCCAUCGCGGACGUUCUGCAGGACAAGGUGAAGGCGCGGUUGACAUUUAAGGGAUCGCUUGACACCUACCGAUUCUGCGACGAGGUCUGGACCUUUUUGAUCAAGAAUGUCCAGUUUAAGAUGGAGAAUGGCGGACAGGCCGUGGUGGCCGACAAGGUCAAGAUCGUCAGCUGCAACGCUAAGCGCCCUGGAGAGGGGCAAUAGAUAAAGCGAUGAUCAGAGUCAUCCCUCAGGUUGUUGUGCCGCCUGCAAGUCCCGAUCCUCGCAUGGCGUGAUAGGCACCAGUGCUGGCGGAACGACACAUCUGUGCGGGCUGUUGGGCACCUCGCCCAAGACUCUCUCUUUUUCCUUUCGGCGUUGAGGUUCACGGGUGGCUCCAUCAGGCGUUUUGAGACAGGUUUACAAGGGACACAGGGCUGCGAGUCUGAGGACAUUCUUUCCCAUAGACGCAUAACAGUCUGAAGAACGGGGUUUCUCGUCCAGGCUUUGAGCCUCCUGCAGAGUAAUUUCGUCUUGACAAACCCAUUGCCGGUGUGCUAGUUGUGAUGUGUGACAAGAAUAUGCACUCAGGAAAAGGAGGCAAUAUGCGCUUGUCCUACAUUGUGGCCCUGAUGCAUGUUUAUGAGCCAUUCCAC
Diaporthe batatas is the source of this 869-nucleotide messenger RNA. RefSeq names its product transcription initiation factor IIA subunit gamma. The record is from RefSeq and is a predicted model, not a curated record. The coding region runs from base 91 to 438 and encodes 115 amino acids. Gene Ontology annotation, molecular function: RNA polymerase II general transcription initiation factor activity; TBP-class protein binding. Lineage: Eukaryota; Fungi; Ascomycota; Sordariomycetes; Diaporthales; Diaporthaceae. The transcript is spliced from 3 exons. Gene Ontology annotation, biological process: transcription initiation at RNA polymerase II promoter; RNA polymerase II preinitiation complex assembly. Gene Ontology annotation, cellular component: transcription factor TFIIA complex.